AUGGAUCCCAAUCUCGUCAGGGACAUGAUGGCCCAGUUGGGUCUCACAUCUAGUGACUUCGAUACGCUGCGUGGAUUGACAUCGUCGGCACCCAACGCGCCCCCAAGAAUUCAUCCAGGAAUGGCCCCAGAUGAACUUGAUACAGCCAUCCGAAACUACAAGAAAUGGCACGAAAAAGAUCGUCUGAUUCCCCCAGAGCCCGCCCCACACAUACCCGUUCAGAUCCUCUUGUCCAACCAUGCCUCCGCCCGCAGGACACAAGAGCAGGGCGAGGCAUCCACGGAAGGAGUAUAUACUAGAAUGACAAUAUCCGGUUUUCCCAAGCACUCGAGCACAGUUCCCCUGGAAGACUUACGAUUGAUCACAUUUGCUCAGAUGCUUGUCAGAAAUGUUCAUAAAGGCCGGUAUUUGCUUUGUCGUACCAUCGCCCCAUUCGCGCGGAUGUCAGCCAUUCAAACCGUCAUCGAGGACCCGGAGGGCAUCGCAGGCGUCCUCUCCAUCUAUAAUUUUCCGACUGCAUUUCAUUGCUCUACGAAACACCUCGAUUCACUGUUUCCUAUAGGUUCUAUCUUCGCCAUUCGCGAGCCGACAUUCAAAAUGCCCGCUCAAGGCACAGAUCCAAUUGUGCGAGUGGACUCCCCCACCGACAUCCAGCUGAUCGGGGCACAUAGCACCAUUCUCCACGAUGUGAGUUGGCGGACGGGUUCGCGUGUGCCCCGAUCACCUACGAUGACGGAUACUGUCGAAGGCUGGAAGAGUAAGGGCAAUAUUUAUUUCAAAAACUCGCUCUGGUUUCCUGCGGCGGUUGCCUAUUCACAUGGUCUCGAACUGGACCCAAAUGCUACCGUGCUGCGAGCUAAUCGGGCGGAAGCGUAUCUCCGAAUGGGGUUCUACUCCGGAACACUCGUUGAUGCACGGCGUGUAUGUUCUGACCCUGGAGUAUCUAAUACUAUCCGCGAAAAGGCACUCUACCGAGAAGCACGCGCUGAAUACGCUAGAGGGGAUUACGUGGAGGCAGAAAAACGUUUCAAAGAAUGGCAACAGUUUCACCCCGAAGAUAGCGAUGUAAAAGAAUGGAUUGCCCGAUCCCAAGCACGAUCAAAGGAGAGACGAACAGGCGUAUAUAAUUGGACGCGUUUGUUCGAAAUGUCUAAGUCUGAUGUCAACCUUGACGUCGCGGAUUACCAAGGACCUAUUGAAGUUAGCCGCUUUCAGCAUCGUGGGGGCGGCCGAGGAAUAGCUGCGACAAAAGAUAUCACUGUAGGGGAGCUAUUGCUUGUCUCGAAAGCAUUCGUAUCAAUCUCUAGCGAUGAUCUCAAGAAUGCGAAAGAGGUAAUGGUAUCUGUGGAUCUCAUCACUUCAAAAGCAAAUACACCGACUCAAAGUGCUGUUGUCUCGUACGUCACGGAGAAGAUUUACGGCAACCCGGAUCUUCAUGACCUCGUCUUUGGUCUUUACGCAGGUCAAUAUUAUCCCCCUCCUCCUCCUUCGUAUCCUCCAACGCUACCAUGCGAUCCCUUACCAGUGAAUCCUCUGUCGCCAACAGUAAAUAUCGAUAUCGCUCAAUUGGAGGCCAUAUGUGCGCAUAACCAGUUCAAUUCGAUACCUUUGCAUGCACAACCGUUGGGAGGUGUCGAGAAGGACAACAUUGAUUCAUGGACAGGGUUCUACCUCCUUCCCGCGCUAUUCAAUCAUUCAUGCGUAGCCAACGCAACCUGGACGUGCAUUGGUGAUGUCAUGGCCAUCAGGGCCACUCAGCCAAUCAAAGCAAGUGAAGAAGUUACGUUGCAUUAUACUACAGAAUUGUCGUAUGAGAAGCGCCGUCAGAUGUUGCAGCAGCAGUAUAUGAUCACCCUUUGUGACUGUUGGCUAUGUAGGGAUGAUCGUGCAGACGGAAAGACGGCUCUCGCGAAACGAGAAGAAUUGGUCGACCAGCUCCUCCAAGGCGGACUACGUCGAAGCCAACCGAUUUCCAGUUUUCGUACAUUCCAGAAAAAUCUCUCCUCGACAUAUGCGGUGACGCGAGGCUCGGUUCGUCCCGCUAUGUCAUUAGCUCAUCAAGCGACUGCCGCGAAGCUGAGCGAUCGCAAGACUUUAACCGCAUUCAAGCAGUAUGUGGAGGAGACAAUCAAAGCGCUAGCAACCUUAGGACUCGUGGUGUCGAAUAUGGAGACGACUCAGUCAUCACAGACUCUAGAAGUCUCCGAGUUCUCCCGUCUCCCUCCUACAAUCAGCUUUCAUCAGCCUACCCUAAUUAUACUCCAAUUGGUUCAUGAAUAUUUGGAUAUCGACGACAGACUGAACGCUACAAGAUGGCUUCGAGUUGCUAAAUGGCUGGUUAACGCUGCCGUUGGUGGCGACAGCGAACUUUUCAUGCUUAUUACGGCUGACCUCUUAGACGAACUUUACCUACGGGAGUUUGCACGGAGCGUGCUCUAG
Fibroporia radiculosa is the source of this 2439-nucleotide messenger RNA. RefSeq lists its product as uncharacterized. The record is from RefSeq and is a predicted model, not a curated record. Gene Ontology annotation, molecular function: protein binding. The transcript is spliced from 6 exons. Bases 1 to 2439 code for a protein of 812 amino acids. NCBI's taxonomy places the organism in Eukaryota, Fungi, Basidiomycota, Agaricomycetes, Polyporales, Fibroporiaceae.